Messenger RNA from Trypanosoma grayi, 570 nucleotides. Its product is annotated as polyribonucleotide 5-hydroxyl-kinase. The coding region runs from base 1 to 570 and encodes 189 amino acids. NCBI's taxonomy places the organism in Eukaryota, Euglenozoa, Kinetoplastea, Trypanosomatida, Trypanosomatidae. The record is from RefSeq and is a predicted model, not a curated record. The transcript has a single exon.
AUGGCGUCACCAUAUCAGCGUAAAAUCACAAUUAGCGCGGGUGAAGAAUGCACGAUAUCCGGUACCUGCACAGUUGAGCUUCAGCUGCAGUCCGGUGUUGUGGAAGUUGCGGGUGUUCUCCUCAACGCAAGGAAGCCGUGCGUGUUUCGCCUCGUAUCGGACCAGCUCUGCGUGGUGCUGUACACGCUGGAGGGCGGGUCGGUGCUGGCGUCCGCUGAUGCGCCCUUCGAGGCCUCCAAGAAGGCAACCGGCAUAGCAGCCGUGGUGCAACUUUGCCGCCGCACGUUGGCUGCACAGAAGCGCAGCAAGGUGCUGGUGAUCGGGCACAGUCACAGCGGCAAGACGCUGACGGCGCACACCAUCUGCAAUCUACUGCUUGAGAAUGCGACGGGGGAGGCGGGGGGCCCUGCAGCAGCGGUGUUCCUCACGGACCUCAACACAGAGUCCAACGCACUCUACGCACCCGGCUGCAUUACCGCCGUGGAGGUGAAACACCNGUGUUCCUCACGGACCUCAACACAGAGUCCAACGCACUCUACGCACCCGGCUGCAUUACCGCCGUGGAGGUGA